AUGCCACCAUCUGCUCGUUUCGACCAUAUUCAUAUUGACCUGGUCGGACCACUCCCAUCUUCACAAGGUUUCACGUACCUACUCACCUGUGUUGAUCGCUUCACUAGAUGGCCGGAAGCCAUUCCUCUCCAUGAUUGCACCGCGGAAACCGUCGCAUUAAAUCUGGUCUCUGGUUGGAUUGCCAGAUUUGGUACGCCGUCAACUAUCACGACAGAUCGUGGUCGACAGUUUGAAUCUGUUCUCUUUCAGUCAAUAUGCAGUCUUCUUGGCUCUAACCGCAUUCGUACGACAGCAUAUCAUCCACAGAGCAAUGGCACUGUGGAACGUUUCCACCGCCAGCUUAAAUCUGCUCUGACCGCUACCCAAUCAGCCAACUGGUUUCACCGUUUGCCGCUCGUUCUCCUCGGUAUUCGCUCCGCUUUACGCACCGAUCUAGAUUGCAGUGUUGCCGAGCUGGUUUAUGGUACAACCCUCCGUUUGCCUGGUGAAUUCUUCACAUCUUCAUCUGAGUCUCUUCCGUCAGCUGCUCCGUAUGCCAUUGCCCUACGGACCAUGAUGCGUGACAUCCGCCCUGUCGAGCCGCGAGAUGCUCCUGCUACUCGAGCUACUCACGUUGCCCCUGCUCUUCAGUCCGCCACCCAUGUCUUCAUUCGUACCGAUGCUGUGAAGAAACCACUGCAACCCCCAUAUACUGGCCCACACCCAGUCAUCAGUCGUGCUGAAAAACACUUUGUGGUUAAUGUCAAUGGUCGACGGGAUACCAUCUCGCUUGAUCGGCUGAAGCCAGCUCAUAUGCCUUCGCCAUCAACUGUGUCCCCUCCACCUGUUCCUGUUCAGUCGCUUCAUGCCCAGCGACCUCCUCACCCUAUCCGGUACGUACACUUUGAAGCUCAUUGA
Sycon ciliatum is the source of this 897-nucleotide messenger RNA. RefSeq lists its product as uncharacterized. Gene Ontology annotation, molecular function: nucleic acid binding. The transcript has a single exon. NCBI's taxonomy places the organism in Eukaryota, Metazoa, Porifera, Calcarea, Leucosolenida, Sycettidae. The coding region runs from base 1 to 897 and encodes 298 amino acids. The record is from RefSeq and is a predicted model, not a curated record. Gene Ontology annotation, biological process: DNA integration.